Desarmillaria tabescens is the source of this 7273-nucleotide messenger RNA. RefSeq names its product modular protein with glycoside hydrolase family 13 and glycosyltransferase family 5 domains. Gene Ontology annotation, biological process: fungal-type cell wall (1->3)-alpha-glucan biosynthetic process. NCBI's taxonomy places the organism in Eukaryota, Fungi, Basidiomycota, Agaricomycetes, Agaricales, Physalacriaceae. The transcript is spliced from 19 exons. Gene Ontology annotation, cellular component: fungal-type cell wall. Bases 195 to 7022 code for a protein of 2275 amino acids. Gene Ontology annotation, molecular function: alpha-1,3-glucan synthase activity. The record is from RefSeq and is a predicted model, not a curated record.
CAUCUUUCGAACGCUGCUACGUCUGGCUGUCCGACUGACUCUGUCACUCUCUCCCAUCAUCGUUGCUCGCCUUUUGCCUGGCGACAGGCUUUAUCCUGUUCGUCCCUGUAUAGAUUCUAUCUUUCCCUCUAAUACGCGUCCCUCCUCCCUCUUUCACCCCUUUCCCUCUCCCUCUGGUCGGUCCCCACACCACCAUGCGGCUUUUUACCGCAAUUACCGCCUUAUCGGCUCUCGCUGGCCUCGUUCUCGCCUCGCCGUAUCGCGACGACCUCACUGACUACAAUAUUAAUGUCAAUCAGGAUGCAACCCAACCGACAGAGUACAAGGCGACUCGAGCAAAUACCACUUAUACACCCUCUCCCGAAAAUUGGCGGGCUCUUCCCGUCUAUACCGUUCUACUGGACAAGUUCGCAGAUGGCGAUCCUUCCAAUAAUGAUUACUUUGGCACCAUGUACGAAAACGACUGGAGAGAAACCCAGCUCAGAUAUGGUGGCGACCUCCAGGGUCUUCUAUCAAAGUUGGACUACCUCUAUGGCAUGGGCAUCCGGGUCGUUUUCAUUUCUGGAACGCCUUUUCUGAACAUGUUGUGGCAGGCCGACAGUUACUCACCGCUUGACUUCACCGUCCUUGAUCCUCACUGGGGCACUAUCGAUGAUUGGAGGAAUGCAAUCGAUACCAUACACGCCCAUAACAUGUACUUGAUGGUCGAUUUCACCGUAGGAACCAUGUCGGAUCUCAUCGGCUUUGAUGGUCACUUGAACAGCAGUACGCCUUUCAGUCUGAACGAAUACGAUGCCGUGUACAAAAAUCCCAAUUAUAUGCCUUGGAAUUUUACCGAAUAUGCGGACUUUAGUAUUUUGAUCAGUAAUGGUGACAUGGAGGCUUUCGGUGUGCACGCGGAUUGGCAACGUCAAUUGUCCAAAUUCGCCUCCGUCCAGGACCGUCUCCGUGAAUGGAAGCCCGAGGUUAUGGCCAAGCUUCAAAACUUCGCCUGCAUGGCCCUCACUGCCCUGGAUUUUGACGCCAUCCGUAUCGAUAAAGCUACUCAGGUUACGGUUGCCGCUCUAGCGGAGUGGACUUCCAGCGCGCGUACUUGUGCGUACAACCUUGGUAAGAAAAACUUUUUCGUCCCGGGUGAAGUUACCGGAGGUGACACUUUCGGCUCCCUAUACUAUGGACGUGGGCGUACUCCUACGCAACUUCCUGGCGGGUUUUUGAUCGCAGCCAACCUUACGUCGGAUGACAACGAAUACUUCCUUCGGGACAAGGGCGUCAAUGGGCUGGAUUCAGUCGCCUUCCACUAUUCCAUUUAUCGUUCUCUUACUCGAUUCUUGGGUAUGGACGGUAACCUCAACGUCGCUUACGAUGUGGACAUCAACUUCAUCACCGCAUGGAAUCAGAUGUUCGUUGACAAUGACUUCAUCAAUCAAUUAACGGGGAAAGUUGAUCCCCGACACAUGUAUGGAACGAGCAAUUUUGAUGUGUUCCGUUGGCAUAGUCUGGCCGAUGGUAGGGAGCGUAGUGUUCUGGCCACCUUCAUCGCUAGCCUUGUCAUGCCCGGCAUUCCUUUGUACUUCUAUGGUGAAGAGCAAAAUUUCUACUUGUACGACACCGGUGCAUCCAAUUAUCUCUACGGGCGUCAAGCCAUGACGAGCAACACAGCGUGGAAGCGACACGGUUGCUACACUCUUGGCUCUGAACAGUACUUCAACAUGCCUCUGGAUAAAGCCUUAGUAGGGUGCCAUGACGAUUGGAACGCCCUUGAUCAUUUCGAUCCUACGACCGAUAGUCGUCGGAUGUUCGCGCACUUCAACCACCUGCGCACGAUAUAUGGUGCAUUGCAAGACGGAUUUAAUCUCGUGCAGCGUGGCAACUGGACCCACUUCAUCGAGCGGCCCGGUUCCAAUAACACAGUGACUGAGAUGGGCCUGUGGUCUAUCUCCAGGUCUGGUAUUUCAGGUGUCCAAAAUCUUACCGGAACUUUUACGGACCAGGUUUGGAUGCUGUACAGCAACGAAAACGAGACUAAGACCUGGCAGUACGAUUGCCAGGAGUCGUUAUGGAUUUCAUCUCCUUUCCAGUCCGGUACAACGGUACGUAACUUGUUUGCGCCGUUCGAGACAUACACUUUGGAGGAUUCCGGCUCAGCGUACUAUGCCGAUGGCAAAGCUCCUUGGUAUGGCUGUCUUCCAAAUCUUACUAUGGACGCCUAUGGGUUCAAGGCACUCGUGCCUGUAGCUCAGUGGGUUGCUCCACCCCUCGCGAUGACCGCAUUCAAUCCAGGCCAUGACUACCGUUUGUUGGCUGAGGAUGGCCAGACGAACGCUACCACUGUCGACAUUUCGAUCGAAUUCAACACUGUUAUGGACUGCAACUCAGUCACAAAUGCGAUCUCACUCAAUAUGUCUUCAUCGGGCAAAGGUUCCACACCGUCGAUCACAAACGUCAACUGCCAAAAUGUAUCCAACCCCCCCGCAUCUGUUAUCCAAGGUGGUUCAACAUCUGCAUGGGAAUGGACUGCGACUUUGACAAAUUUCCCUGACGGAGUGUUAGAAAUCAUUGUCGAUAAACCUCAGGACAGUAAUGGAAAUUCCACAAACGCCGUAGAUCAUCUUCUUUUGAGGAAGGGCUCUUCUCAGAAUGUUAUGGUCUUCCCCGAGAACGACUACAAUGAUGACGUCUUUACCAAGUCGGACGGCAAGUACACGUUCACUCACAAAGCUUACGGCGCCGAAAAGUUCAGGUACUCGUGGAACUUUGGUCAAAACUGGACAAGCUGGGCUGACUGGGAGGAUACAACGACGAUCGACUCUGGCGUCUUCACGGACUCUGACUUGUUUUGGGAUGGCGAUCAUAUCAUUGUGCAGUAUUGGAGUCGAGCCACAAUGUCAACGGCUGCUGUAGUUCACGCAGACUAUGGUUGGUCCGGAGCUCGUCGGCGCGUUCCUCAGCUACUCGCUCGUGGCCCUUACAACACUUGGGGUUUCGACAGCGGUCUGUCGAGCGUGAUGGAACAGAAUGAUGACGGCUACUGGGAACUGGAAAUCAUGGCUCAGUGGCCGACGUACGUCCAGCUCAAUGUCUGGGGUUUCGAUGACUACUACUACGGAGAUGUUGAUGGCGAUGGCAUUCUCGACCGACUUCCUCCAAAUACCGCUGCUCCCAACUACGUGAACAUGUCUGCUCCACCAUCUCCCCAUCUUGCCUGGUCGCUACUUGUUGACGACUCUACCAUGAGAUGGUGGCUGAAGCCACGUGGGCAAGCAUCCGUCGGUGCUAUCAUGUACGCUCUACUGCUUGCCAUUCCCUUGAUCACCGGUACUCUCGCCGUUCUCGUUUUCAUGUGGUCAUUCUACGGUAUCAAACACAAUCAAUACGGCGUGAAAGCGAAGACUAACAGCUACUUCCCCAUUCUGGGCGCUUGGCCUGAGGAUAAGAACAAGCGCCGGAAAGUGCUUAUCGCUACUCUCGAGUACGAGAUCAUCGACUGGAAGGUCAAGGUCAAGAUCGGUGGUCUCGGUGUUAUGUCCAGUCUUAUGGGUAAAGCAAUGACUGAUGUCGACUUAAUUUGGGUCGUGCCGAAAGUCAAGGACGUGGAGUACCCAGCUGGAGAUCCCGCCGAACCCAUCGAGGUUAUCAUCUUCGGCGAGCCCUAUCUCAUUGAGGUGGAGACUCACGUUUUGGACAACAUCACAUAUGUUAUCCUUGAUAGUCCCGUAUUCCGCGCCCAGACCAAAGCUGAUCCUUAUCCGGCUCGCAUGGACGAUCUCAGUUCCGCUAUCUUCUAUUCGACUUGGAACCAAGCUAUUGCCGCUACUGUUCGUCGCAAUCCCACUGUCGAUAUCUACCAUGUGAACGACUACCAUGGUGCUUUGGCGCCCAUCUAUCUCCUACCCAAGGUCCUCCCCUGUUGUCUGUCGCUUCACAAUGCCGAAUUCCAGGGUCUCUGGCCACUUCGGACCAAGGAAGAAAUGAAGGAAGUUUGCUCGGCAUUCAAUAUCAGCAAGGAGCAUUGCACUAAAUAUGUUCAGUUCGGAAACACGUUCAACUUGCUGCAUGCGGCCGCUUCCUUCAUCAGUGUCCACCAGAAAAGUAUUGGUGUGGCUGGUGUGUCUGACAAGUAUGGUAAACGCAGUUGGGCCCGAUACCCUGCCCUUUGGACGCUCAAGCAUGUCGAUUCCUUGCCCAAUCCUGAUCCCAGUGAUAUUGAAGCGUUGGACGAAGCUCCCACAAAGGCCAAGGACGUUCAAAUCGACGAAGUUGCAGAAGCCGCCCGCCCGGAACACAAGCGCCAAGCACAAGAAUGGGCUGGGAUCAAACAAGAUCCCGAUUCUGACUUGUUCGUAUUCGUCGGUCGUUGGUCCAAACAAAAAGGUGUGGAUCUCAUUGCUGAUGUAAUGCCUUCUUUGUUGGAGAAACGACCCACUAUUCAGCUCAUUGCUGUUGGUCCUGUUAUUGACUUGUAUGGGCGAUUCGCCGCCGAAAAGCUAGCGCGACUGAUGGAAAUGUUCCCGGAUCGGGUCUACUCAAAGCCUGAGUUCACAGCGCUCCCUCCCUAUCUGUUCAGUGGUGCCGAUUUUGCUCUGAUUCCCUCGCGUGAUGAGCCUUUUGGUCUUGUAGCUGUCGAAUUUGGUAGGAAAGGUGCUCUCGGAGUCGGAAGUCGUCUUGGAGGUCUGGGUUUAAUGCCCGGUUGGUGGUAUCCUGUAGAAUCCAGUUCAACGGCACACAUGCUCUCACAGUUGACCAAAACUAUCAAAAUGGCUCUGAAGUCCACCGAGGAAGAACGCGCGGUUCUCCGGGCCCGAUCUGCCGUCCAACGUUUCCCUGUGGUCGAAUGGCGUCAGCGAAUGGAAGAUUUCCACAAGCGCAGCAUCACCACCAGCCGUGCUAUCGCCGGCGGUGAUGCUUGGCGGGAGUCUGAUUGUGAUGGCGCUGGUGUUCGUCCUAUGGCAGAUACCGAUGAUUGGAACCCUGUCAACCAGGCUUACCCGUCUCAGCCUGAGUGGGACCGAAACAGCAUGCUUGACAGUCCUCAUGCCAAUACGCCUGGCUCUCCCGGUCAAUGGAGUCAAGAUACUCUUACACCGUCUGGUGGACCUCGGUUACUCCCUCCAGAUGGCUCUCGCAAUUCGAUUACUACCGACGGCGGUCAAGAUGACGACUACUUCAGCCAUUCGCGCGGUAGUACACUGGAGCCUGGUCCAGGAUACAACGAUUUCCUCGAGAGGGCCAAUCGCACCAUUGCCCGGGACCAGCGCCAUGCUCCAGAUCCAUUCUUGGAUGAAAAUCUCACACCCAAUCGUCCGUUUGGCGCCCACUCUCGCGUGUCUUCGGUUGAAUCGAUCUCGUCUAUCGUUGAUGAAAAGUCCAACUCGCCUUUGAACAAAGCCAUCGCCUCGUUCACUGAUGCUGAUGGCGGAGUCGCUUCGGAAUUCGUUCAAAAACUGCAGGCCCUCAAUGCUAAAAACUCGGAGCACGAACUGUCCAUCGAGAAGUUCCUCGUCAAAAGCGAAGAAGCAUUCUUUGGCAAAGUUCGCAAGGACAAACUCGACAGUGCUGCCAGUAUCAGGUCAUCGCAGCGUGAUUCCGUCUGGGGAACACCUUCUCCAUCAAUAUACUCUCGCCCUGAUUCGCCUAACACGCAAGCCUUUUCUUCUGAAUAUGAUGGACCCCUUCGUAACGAUGCAGGCGCCCCUGAAAUCAUACCCAUGACAGGGCUACAGAUCGCCAUGUCUCGUGAAAUAUGGGGCUGGCCAUUGUAUACUAUUGUCAUCGCUGCGGGUCAGAUGUUGAGUGCAACAAGCUUCCAGAUCACUCUUUUGACUGGUCGAAGUUGGCAAGACGAUGUUCAGCUUUAUGUCCUUGGUGGUGUAUUCCUUGCUGCAUCUGCGGUGUGGUAUCCUCUGUUCAGACUGAAGCCAUCUGUAUAUGUCCUGUCCGCACCUUGGAUUUUCUUCGGUCUUGCAUUCCUAUUGGUCGGUUUCCCUUCGGUCUCUUCUUCAAUCAAGCCUGCACAUAGAGCACUUGCGAGCACAGCGACCUGGUGUUAUGCCGUCGCCUCGGCCGCCGCCUUCUUAUUCUUUGGCCUCAACUUUGGUGAAGAAGCGGGUGCUGCGACGGAGGUGUGGACUCUUCGUGCAUGUAUCGUCCAAGGUUCCCAGCAGAUUUGGGUGGCGGCACUGUGGUACUGGGGCCAUUCCCUAACUGGUCAAUCAGACGAUUAUACGCCGCCAUGGUGGAUUGUUCUCAUCGUCUGGCCGCUGGCCCUCAUGAGUUUCAUCUUCGCUUAUUUGAUGCUUUACGGUCUUCCAGAGUACUAUCGUCAAACACCGCCCAAGGUGCCUCACUUCUUGAAAACCUUGUUCCGCCGUAAACUGGUUAUAUGGUUCCUUGCGUCCGAAAUCCUUCGAGACUACUGGCUCAGUGGGCCUUACGGACGCAACUGGAGUUUCUUGUGGGAUGUUCCUAUUCCAACAUAUCAGAUUCUUCUCUUGGUCAUCGCUUUCUUCAUUGGUGUUUGGGGAGCGCUUCUUGGCAUCCUUACGCACUUCAGUAAAACACAUACGUGGCUUCUGCCUGUGUUCGCGGUGGGUCUCGGUGCACCCAAAUGGUGUCAGAUGAUGUGGGGUACUUCUUCGCUUGCGCUCUAUAUUCCUUGGGCGGGAAGUGGUGGACCAUACCUUGGUUUGUCACUGUGGUUGUGGCUCGGUGUUUUAGAUGCCGUUCAGGGAGUUGGUCUCGGUAUGAUCCUGCUCCAGACACUUUCACGGCUGCACGUUUGUGCCACGCUGGCAUUCUCUCAAAUUAUCGGUUCGAUUUGUGUCAUGAUCGCUCGAGCGACUGCGCCAAAUCGUAUUGGGCCUGGAAGCGUGUUCCCUGAUGCUGCUAAGUGGGACUUUGACGAGGGUCUCAAAGGGAGUCCCAUGGCCGAACCUAUAUUCUGGAUAGCACUGAUCUGCCAAUUGAUAAUUGUCAUUGGUUACUUCUGGUUCUACCGUAAAGAACAGUUAUCACGACCAUGAUCACGACGUUUAUUUUUUUUUCUAUUCGGACAUUAGAAGGCAUAAUCAUUUUGGACUGUGUUAUUACUCACCUCGUUUUCGAACUGGGAAAUCAUCGGCAAUGCUACAGGGAUCGGACAUUAUGGGAUACUUGUUAGAUAUUGCUAUCACACACUCUCUAGACGCGACUAUCUUUAAGUAAGAAGCUGUUUUGAUUAUUCUACACAUUGCAUAAAUAUGAUUCUUUCUGUUUACUGGCAUAAUUUAUUUGG